AUGAUUCGUUCGUGUAACAAGGAGGGGACCCGCCCUUCUUCACGUCUCGUGCAACAAGUAAGGACCACCCUCUGGCUAUUACUAUUGAUUCAUGUGCAUGUGCUAAAAAGGGUGAUCGACGCGGACUACCGCUGCCUGGUGGGCGUCGUGUUCUUCAACCACUCGGAGGUGGACUUCGCCGUGAAGCCUGGCGACCGCGUCGCACAGAUGAUCGUCCAGGUGAUCGUGACGCCGGAGGUCGCCGAGGUGGAGGACCUCGAUACCAUCAUUUGGGGGGAGGGAGGAUUGGGGUCCACCAGCAUCUGA
This is a messenger RNA of Triticum turgidum subsp. durum (durum wheat), 306 nucleotides long. The record is from the annotation of a GenBank genome assembly. Lineage: Eukaryota; Viridiplantae; Streptophyta; Magnoliopsida; Poales; Poaceae.